GACGUACUUUCACUGAGCGCCAGCCCUAAUAAAACUGCAUGCCCAAAACACUUCUGUCACAACCGAGGACUAUACUGUACAAACAUGUCUUUCCUUUCAGGAUUUUUGGGUAAUAAAGCAGCAGACUCAUUUGUCGACCAGGCUGUGGACAAAGCAGCUGCUGUAGCAAAAAAGAAGGUAAAGGAAAAAUUUGGCGGAAAAAAGCAAGAGGAUCAGACAGGGGGCAUGGGAGGUCUUUUCCCAUCUGAGGGGGAGAAGAAGCCAAAGCAAAAGGGAGGUGGGUUGUUUGGUGGUCUUCUUAAUGCAGAACAAGGAGCACCGCAAAACCCACCAGCAGCACAAAACCCACCAGCAGCACAGGCCAGUGCAGGCGCCGGUUUCGAUGAUGCGUUGGACGAUCUAGCUAAUGAGUUUGCGUCACAGAACUGAAAAGGAAAAACUUUUGGGUUAAGUUCUGCAGCCAGACCUCUGUCUAACACCAGCAUCAUUGUAGAGAGUCAUGGACGGACUUGAACUACAUAAAAGCAUAUUUAAUUUGUUAUUUUUGUAAAUAGUUUUAAGAGACAUCGGUCUCUUUUUUUAGCAGGACCACUACGUUAACUGUUACAAACUAUGCAUAUUACAUUCAUGUUAGUUGUUAAUAAAUGAAGUUUUCAAUAUCA
Molecule: messenger RNA, 662 nt
Organism: Paramisgurnus dabryanus
Lineage: Eukaryota; Metazoa; Chordata; Actinopteri; Cypriniformes; Cobitidae
Source: RefSeq, a predicted model, not a curated record